Dunckerocampus dactyliophorus (ringed pipefish) is the source of this 4383-nucleotide messenger RNA. RefSeq names its product glutamate receptor ionotropic, kainate 5-like. NCBI's taxonomy places the organism in Eukaryota, Metazoa, Chordata, Actinopteri, Syngnathiformes, Syngnathidae. The coding region runs from base 787 to 4212 and encodes 1141 amino acids. Gene Ontology annotation, biological process: synaptic transmission, glutamatergic; modulation of chemical synaptic transmission; monoatomic ion transport. Gene Ontology annotation, molecular function: transmitter-gated monoatomic ion channel activity involved in regulation of postsynaptic membrane potential; kainate selective glutamate receptor activity. Gene Ontology annotation, cellular component: presynaptic membrane; kainate selective glutamate receptor complex; plasma membrane. The record is from RefSeq and is a predicted model, not a curated record. The transcript is spliced from 19 exons.
UCUCGGCCGACGUGCACACGUUUGGCGUGCACGUUUGACGUGCGUGGUCGUUGGUCACAGCAACGCGAGACAGGAAGUGAUGAAGUCCACUAAGCUCAUCUUCCUGUGUGCCCGUGAGGACAGCAGCAGAAUAACAAUCAGCCAAUCAGCACGUAGCUCACACCAGCACUCUAUAAAUGAAGAAGUACGCACAGGGGUAGAGGAGGGAAGGAACACACGCACACGCAUUAUUGCAGUAGGGGUUAGCAUUAGCAUGCUGGUUAGCCAGUUGAAAAUACAACCUGACCAAGAGGCGGAACUAUUGAGCUACAGGCAGGCGGGGGGAGGGGGUGGAUGCUGAGGAAUCGGCAGACAUGCUAAAGGACACACCAUCAUAAUUAUCACAUCAUCAUCAUCCUCACUGCUGCUGGCAACACAAGGACAAGCGUGGACGCGUUUGCGCACUGAGGAUCGUAGAUGUCCUUUGGUUUGUCCCCAGUCCUGCGUGUUGCUUUAACAAGCUAGCUAGCUCGCUAGCUGCAGGGAAGCUCCAAGCAUCAUGGGAACCAAAGGCGUUCAUGUUGGGAACGAGUAGGAAGCCAGCGAUAACUUCCUGAUCCCACUCGUUUCCUUGUGGUUUCAGGUCGGGUCCAACCGGAUCACAUAAUUUCCCGCCAUGGCGACCACAUCCACUCAAAGACGUCUCUGACAGCAAGGCGGGUCCUUCCAGCUCACUUGUGGUGUGCCGGUGGUGUGCCGGUGGCGUGCAUGCGUCCAGCAGCGUGUUCUCUAUGAGGAGGUUGGAAGAUGCCACCUGCGGGGGCGUUGUUGCUCUCCAUCGACGUGCUCGUCCUGCUGACGUCCACGGCGUCGGCCCGGCAGAAGGAGGACGGCGCCAUCUCUGUCGUGCGGCUGGCAGCCAUCCUGGAUGACCAGCCCUUAUGCGGCCGCGGUGAACGUCUGGCGCUGGCGUUAGCGAGCAAGGACAUCAAUGGAUGGAAGGGAGUCUCCGCCCAGGCCAGGGUGGAGGUGGACCCAUACGACCUGCUGAGCGACUCCCAGUAUGACACCACCGAAACCAUGUGUCAAAUCCUGCCCAAAGGCGUGGUUGCAGUGAUCGGCCCCGCCUCCAGCCCCGCAUCUGCUUCCACCAUCAGUCACAUCUGUGCAGAGAAGGAGGUCCCCUACGUGAAGAUCUCUCCUGAGGAGACGUCCAGGCUGCCGUACCUCCACUUCGCCUCCGUAGCACUUCGGCCCAGCGACCAGGACCUGAGCCUCGCCAUCGGGUCCGUCCUGCGCUCCUUUGGGAACCCUCCUGUCAGCCUGAUCUGUGCCAAAGCGGAGUGCCUGCAGCGGCUGGAGGAGCUGGUAUGCCGCUUCCUCAUCUCCCGGGAGACGUUGUCGGUGCGCGUGCUGGAGCGAGACCUGGACCCCACUCCCCUCCUGAAGGAGAUCCGGGACGACAAAGUGGGCACGAUCGUCGUCGACACUGACGCCUCGCUGGCACGUCGUAUCCUCGGCAAGGCUGGCGAGCUGGGAAUGACGUCUGCCUUCUACACGUACAUCCUGACCACCAUGGACUUCCCUCUGCUGGACCUGGACGCCCUACUGGUCCAGCAGCCCACCAUCAUGGGGUUUUCCAUACUGGACAGCAACCAUCCCUCCUAUCGCCAUUUCCUGAGGAGCCUCAGUGUGUGGUGGCGGGACGCCUGCACCGACCGACCCUACCCUGGCCUGCCGCUGUCAGCAGCCAUGAUGUUUGACGCUGUGCACGUGGUGACGAGCGCCGUGCGUGAGUUGAACCGCAGUCAGGAGAUGGGAGUGAAGCCGCUGGGCUGUGGCUCACCUGUCAUCUGGCAGCAUGGAACCAGCCUGAUGAACUACCUGCGCAUGGUGGAGUACGACGGGCUGACGGGUCACAUUGAGUUCAACAGCAAAGGUCAGCGUAGCAACUACACGCUGAACGUCCUGGAGAAACACCCCGGGGGUCACAGACAGAUUGGCACCUGGUACUCCAACAACACCUUGUCCAUGAAGUCCAGCCCCGUGGACCUGAAGGCAUCACAGACGCUGGCCAACAAGACGCUGGUGGUCACCACCAUUCUGGUAGAACAAGUCCUUCAGGUGCUUGUCCAGUCUUCAGCGUUUCAUCACUCCUCAGCUUUCCUCCCGCAGGAAAACCCGUACGUGAUGCGAAAGUCCAACUUCCAGGACUAUCUCGGCAACGAGCAGUAUGAAGGUUUCUGCGUGGACAUGCUGCGCGAGCUGGCGGACAUCUUGAAGUUCUCCUUCACGAUCAAGCUGGUGGACGACGGGCUGUAUGGAGCGCCGGACCCCAACGGCAGCUGGACCGGCAUGGUGGGGGAGCUCAUGAACAGGAAAGCGGACCUGGCGGUGGCCGGCUUCACCAUCACAUCAGAGAGAGAGAAGGUCAUCGACUUCUCCAAGCCCUUCAUGACCCUCGGGAUCAGCAUCCUGUACCGGGUCCACUUGGUCCGAGCUCAUUUUCUUUAUUUUGCUGAAGUGUCUUCCUGUCUGCUGCCAGGUGGUGCGGUGAUGAGCGUGUGCUUGUGUUCCAGGGUCGUAAGCCAGGAUAUUUCUCCUUCCUGGAUCCGUUCUCUCCAGGGGUGUGGCUCUUCAUGUUGUUGGCCUACCUCGCCGUCAGCUGCGUCCUCUUCCUGGCCGCCAGGUAGCAUGCGACUGUUUCUCUGCGGGUUCAGGCUCAGCCCCGACGAGUGGCACAACCAGCACGCGUGCCCGUGGGCAUGUCGAGACAUCCUGGAGAACCAGUACACCCUGGGGAACAGCCUGUGGUUCCCUGUGGGGGGCUUUAUGCAGCAGGGCUCCGAGGUCAUGCCCAGGGCCUUGUCCACACGCUGCGUCAGCGGCGUCUGGUGGGCAUUCACCCUCAUCAUCAUCUCAUCCUACACUGCCAACCUGGCUGCGUUUCUGACUGUUCAGAGGAUGGAGGCGCCAAUCGAGUCUGCGGACGACCUGGCCGACCAAACUGACAUCCAGUACGGGACGAUCCACGGGGGGUCCACCAUGACCUUCUUCAUGAAUUCCCGCUACCAGACGUACCAGCGCAUGUGGACCUACAUGCACUCCAAGCAACCCAGCGUGUUUGUCAAGACCACGGAGGACGGGAUUGCCCGUGUCCUCAACUCCAGGUACGCCUUCCUCAUGGAGAGCACCAUGAACGAGUACUACCGCCGCCUCGACUGCAACCUCACGCAGAUCGGCGACCUGCUGGACACCAAAGGCUACGGCAUCGGAAUGCCCCUCGGCUCUCCAUAUCGACAGCAGAUCACGCUGGGAGUCUUGCAGCUGCAGGAGAGCAACCGCCUGGAGGUCCUGAAGAGACGCUGGUGGGAGGGGGGACACUGUCCCAAAGAGGAGGACCACCGGGCCACAGGACUGGGCAUGGAGAACAUCGGUGGGAUCUUCGUGGUUCUCAUGUGCGGCCUCAUCACGGCCGUCAUGGUGGCCAUCAUGGAGUUUGUGUGGUCGACCCACCGCACAGUGCAGACGGAUGAGGUGUCCUUGUGUCACGAGAUGCUGCUGGAGUUUGGAAAUGCCGUCUUGCGUAAGAGGAGCUCCCGUCCCCGGCGGCGCCGACCUCUGAGUUACUCUGGGGGGCAGAUCCAGCGGGGCCCGGCCCGCUUGUCGCUUGGCCCGGCCCGCUUGUCGCUCGGCCCGGCCCGGCCCACACGUCUUGUUCGCGACAUGCGUCUUAGCAAUGGACGACUGUGCGGCAGCGGCGGUCUGCUGACACGAGCGGGGCUUGUUCGCAGGACGGGGGGAGGUCCAGACUGGAAUUUGGGCACUGGGCCUCAGAGGAUCCUGCAGGAGCCGCUCGGUACCGUCCACAUGCCGCCUCCCGUGUCGGCCAUGACGGCCCUUCCUGUCAUGCCGCACAGCUUCCUGCGUAGCUGCAGCCACAUGCGCGUCUGCCGCGAGUGCCGGCGCAUCCAAAGCCUCACCCUGCCACCCCCGCGUCCGCCCGCCUCCUCACAGUGCUCCUCCUGCCCCAGGACUGCUGCAUCGGGGCUGCUCCGCCACCUUCGCUAUUACCGUAGCGGCACCAUGUCCUUGCCCCGCCUCCCGCCCCUUACCCCAGACAGAAUACACAGUCCCCCACAGUCCAAAGCCGGGCGAGUGCCCCCACCCCGCCCGCGACCCUCCCUUAAGGUGCCACGCUUGUCACUAGACUUAGUGGGUGCGCAUAACUGAGGAGGGGGUGGGGGCUGUGAACAGUCAAACAUGCAACUUUGAAAUGGAUCCUUCCAAAGCAGCACACACACGCACACAAUGUUCUGUUUAUGAUGUGUUUGCCAAAUGCUAGUUACGUUCAUUUAACUUCUUUUGCUAUAAAAUGGCUUUUUCAUUCUCAGGAAAGUCUGU